Messenger RNA from Penicillium macrosclerotiorum, 1791 nucleotides. Its product is annotated as putative general amino acid permease (Agp2). Gene Ontology annotation, biological process: amino acid transmembrane transport. Gene Ontology annotation, molecular function: amino acid transmembrane transporter activity. The record is from RefSeq and is a predicted model, not a curated record. Gene Ontology annotation, cellular component: membrane. The coding region runs from base 1 to 1791 and encodes 596 amino acids. NCBI's taxonomy places the organism in Eukaryota, Fungi, Ascomycota, Eurotiomycetes, Eurotiales, Aspergillaceae. The transcript is spliced from 6 exons.
AUGGCAGCAGCUAUUCAGCACGCGGAAUCCCCCCGCAUCAACGACCCCGAGGGGAAGCCGGCUAAGCUUACCCACAAGACCGUUGAGAUACCCGAGAAAGACUCGCUGAAUCAUCGUGAUGCCUCGAUCGAUGGUGGCUCAAUGAAACCGACAUAUGACCAUACGCGGCGCAAGCUAAAACCUCGUCAUCUACAACUAAUUGGCAUUGGGGGGACAAUUGGCACCGCUUUGUACGUGCAGAUUGGCUCCAACCUACGCACCAGUGGCCCGGCAAGCUUGUUUCUCGGAUUCAGCAUUUGGAGCGCUGUGAUCUUGAUUAUCACUCAACUAAUCUACCUGGACCUUACCUUUCUUCAAUCCGGAACCAUCCUCCAUUUCUCCCAAGUUGACCGCCGAGACUCACAGUUGCAUUUAGGCUUGGCAGAGAUGGUUACUUAUCUGCCUAUUUCUUCCCCUUUCAUUCGCUUUGCCGGCCGUUAUGUCGAUGAAGCCCUGGGAGUCGCGGCAGGAUAUAACUUUUUUAUCUUCGAGGCGGCGUUGGUUCCCUUCGAAGUGGUGGCCGUCAGCCUGAUCGUCAAUUACUGGACCAGUGCCAUUCCAGUCGCUGCGAUGAAUGUAAUCGUUCUUGUACUCUACAUGGCACUCAAUGUGUUCGCUGUCAAAUGGUACGGUGAAGCAGAGUUUUGGCUGUCACUCGGCAAGGUUCUGCUAAGCGUUGGCUUGAUCUUCUACACGUUUAUCGUGAUGCUUGGUGGCAAUCCACUGGGUGACCGAUUCGGAUUUAGGUACUGGAACGAACCAGGUGCAUUCGCGGAGUACUACAAGACGGGAGAUACAGGCAAGUUUUUAGCCUUUUUAUCUGCUCUAAUUGCCGCUAGCUUUACCAUCGCUGGCCCGGACUAUGUCUCUAUGGCCGCAGGUGAAACAAUGAACCCACGGAUCGUCUUGCCUAAGGCUUUCAAUGGUGUUUUCUACCGUCUGACGGCUUUCUUCGUGCUGGGAGUUCUUUGCGUUGGCAUCCUAGUUCCUUAUAAUGACAAGACGAUGGCCGAUGCUUUUGAUAAUGAUAAGCCGGGUGCGGCUGCAUCGCCAUAUGUCAUUUCGAUGGAUCGAUUGCAGAUCCCUAUUCUGCCUCAUAUUGUCAAUGCGGUCGUGCUCACUGCAUCAUUCAGUGCGGGCAACAGCUAUGUCUAUUGCGCUAGCCGAAGUCUCUAUGGUCUCGCACUGGAAGGAAAGGCACCGCGAGUCCUUACGAAAUGCACGAAACGUGGCGUGCCUAUAUACUGUGUUGCAGUCGUCCUCCUGAUUGCACUCCUCAGUUUUCUUCAGGUGUCAAAUGGUGCCUCAGUGGUCCUAAAUUGGUUUGUAAAUCUGGUCACUGCCUCUCAACUCAUCAAUUUCUCUGUUGUGACCUUUACAUACAUCCGAUUUAAAAAAGCCCUUGACACCCAGGGCAUUUCACGCAGCACUUUACCCUACCGCAGUUGGUUCCAGCCGUACAUCGCUUAUAUUGCCUGCAUUUCCACCACGAUCAUGGCCUUCGUUGGUGGGUAUACUGUGUUUCUGCCUGGAAAUUGGUCCGUACCAACAUUCCUUUUUUCAUAUACCAUGAUCGGUGUGUUUCCAGUCCUCUACUUUGGGUGGAAGAUCUUUCACCGCACAAAGUUCUUGAAACCUGAAGAGGUGGAUCUUGUUUCAGGCCUUGCCGAGAUUGAAGAGUACACAAGAGAAUUCAUCCCUGCGCCUCCAAAGAGUAUCGUUCACAAGUACUUGAACAUGCUCUUCGAGUAA